AUGCUCCCCAGAGCGGCUUUGGUGGCUCUCUUCUGGGCUAGUGCCCAGGUUACUGCACAUAGCGAUGGCGGCUCCAGCACAAGUUCGAGCCGUAACGUCGCUUCCAACUUGAAAGAGUACUGUUUUUACUCGAUAUAUACCAGUUUAUCUGCAUACACCUUCGAAGGCAGUGUGACCGUCCAGUCCGCCAAAACUUCGUCUCAUUCUCAUGGGGGUUCCUCAUCUUCCUCACAUGGAUCGUCGGAUGCUUCCUCCACUGAGACAUCUGAGACCCAUUCACACGGAUCAUCUGAAUCUUCCUCCGCCGUAUCCCCCGACUCCUCUUCUGUAGCUCACACGCACGGAUCAUCCAAUUCUUCCUCCACUGAAUCAUCUGAUUCUUCCUACUCGGGAUACACGCAUGGCUCGUCCGAUUCUUCCUCCACUGAAUCGUCUGAUUCUACCUCUGGGACACACACUCAUAGAUCAUCGCGACGAAGUGUGAGCGUUGCAAAGCGCGCCCAUGGUGGUGGCUCAUAUGGCUCAUACUCUACCGGACCAUGCAACAGCACCGUGGAAGUAACUUCCAUGUAUGCGAGCGCUAAGGCCUGGUGUUCCGAGAAAGACUUCAAAGCUGUGGUCCCAUACUGGCAAAGUCUUUGCGCAAAGAACAGCAUGGAACUCAUGAACCUGGCUUCAAUUGAACCCCUAUUGACGGAUGAUUACAUCAACUCACUUCCUCAAAUUGACCCAGAGAACAAUGUGACCACCUAUGGGACCAUCUACUCGCCUGUGCUGCUGACUGAAGAAUACUACAAAAGAGCCUACAAAUCUUACGUGAGCCAUGACUAUGCUAUGCCAAAAAACAAGCGAUAUGGAUGGGGAAUUAUUGGCUACUGGGGAGCUGUACUAGUUUUGGGCAUGAUUUCCAAGGCAUGGGCAGUCUUCUUCAGCAGACGGAGUGUACAUGGUGCUUGCGAUCCUGAGACUCGCCCUAGUCUGCAGAGUAAGAAAGGUCCUCUUACUUCUCUGUUCCAUUCCUUGCGCACCCAUAUCGUUAUGCCAGCCACCUUUGCCCCAGCCAUCUCCAAUCACCAGCAACUCUGGCUGUCACACGCUCUUCCAAAGAGAGUCGAUACUUUGAUUGUGCUUGGCUUUUGGAUUGUCAGUAUCGUUUUGAGUUGUGUGGGUUAUGACAGUUUCACAGGCAGUCUUUCUGUUCAGUCAUUUACAAUGUUCCACCGCCACAUCGCUUGGGUUUGCACUAUUUUGGCCGUGGUGCAUUCUAUCAACUACAGCGUUCUCUUCGCAGAAUAUGUUGGCCGCUAUUGGAUUGCUUGGAAGGAAGAGUACUGGUAUAUGGGUGUGGUGGCUACAAUCCUUUUGUGUUUCAUGCUUGUACAGUCUAUGACAUUUUUCCAACGCCGUUGGUAUGAGACUUUCCUCAUGCUUCACAUUGUCUUCGCCAUCGUCGUGGUAGUUGCACUUUUCCAGCACACCAGCUUCAAUGGUCGCGAAUGGGUCGGAUACCUUUGGACCCCGGUUGGACUUUGGGUCCUUGAGCGGCUUGCCCGCGUCGGUCGUGUCGUAUACUGCAACCUGAACGCCCGAUUCGGAAAGCAAUUUUUGGGAACUGCUACGACCGUUACAUACAGUGAGGCAAGUGACUUGGUCAGGAUCGAAAUGGUUCCCGGAGCCGCAAGCUUGACUCCCAGACCAGGUCAGCUUUAUUAUAUCUACCAAGCAACCUGGCUCAAGGGCUGGGAAAACCACCCCUUUUCAUUGGGUGCAUGGGCACUUUCCUCCACAGCCAACAGUGAAAAAUCCGCUUCGCCCUCUCAAAAUGGGCAUAAGCUUAUCUUCUACGUCCGGCCUUACGAUGGAUGGACACGUCGUCUUCGUGAUCAAUGCCGCAAGGCAGGCGGAAUCAUUUACCCAAAGCUCCUUCUUGAGGGAGCUUAUGGCCAUUCCGAGCCAGUGUAUGCCUACAACACUCUUUUGAUCAUCGUCGGUGGAACAGGUAUUGCAGUAGCAGUGCCAUACCUCCUAGAUCACAUUGCGCGCGUUGAAGAAGGUAAGACGAAGACCACCAAAAUUCAGCUUGUGUGGUCCGUCCGACAAAAGGAGAUGUUCAACGAGGUAUUCAACGAGGAACUAGCGGAGAUCAUGCAACAUAACGACAUUACGAUCACCGUCUUCUGUACUCGACUCUCUAAAAUCACUAGUGAUUCUGAGUCCGAUGAUGUGAAUCUCUCCAAGGAACUUUCGCCUGGCGUUGCGCCGGUGAUCAAGGCAACGGGCGCGGAUUCUUCCACUAGCAACAGCAGUCUGCGGUUCAUGCCUGGUCGCCCAAAUAUCCACGAAACAGUCAUGUCUGAGGUGCAAGAAGCCCAGACUAGCUUGACUAACUUGGCUGUCUUGACUUGUGGCCCAGCUCAAAUGGCCGAUGAGUGCCGUGGAACUGUGUUUGAGGCCAUGAAAAAUGGCUUCCAGGACAUUGAGUACUUUGAAGAGGCGUUCGGGUGGUAG
This is a messenger RNA of Penicillium robsamsonii, 2508 nucleotides long. RefSeq names its product ferric reductase family protein. The record is from RefSeq and is a predicted model, not a curated record. NCBI's taxonomy places the organism in Eukaryota, Fungi, Ascomycota, Eurotiomycetes, Eurotiales, Aspergillaceae. The coding region runs from base 1 to 2508 and encodes 835 amino acids. Gene Ontology annotation, molecular function: ferric-chelate reductase activity. The transcript is spliced from 6 exons. Gene Ontology annotation, biological process: copper ion import; intracellular iron ion homeostasis; iron ion transport. Gene Ontology annotation, cellular component: plasma membrane.